Messenger RNA from Ylistrum balloti, 1200 nucleotides. RefSeq lists its product as uncharacterized. The transcript has a single exon. The coding region runs from base 1 to 1200 and encodes 399 amino acids. The record is from RefSeq and is a predicted model, not a curated record. NCBI's taxonomy places the organism in Eukaryota, Metazoa, Mollusca, Bivalvia, Pectinida, Pectinidae.
AUGACUAAGUCCAGCUGUGGAAGUAUGUGUCCGCGUGCCAAUUGUCAGCUCAGUUUGCUGUUUUUAACGAGUGCCUUAGUGUACGUGAUUCUUUAUUAUCCCUUCGUCAUGAAGACAAACUCUAUCGCAAAAAUGAAUAAAGGCACCAUCAACAACAUUAAAAAUUGGUGGAAACAGACGGAGGGCUGGAAACAGUUGAAUUUGAGUAGCCGCUCUGAACGUGAUGUUGCCAAUACUGACGGUGACCUUGAAAAGACGGAAGUUUUGACAUCGAGGAGGAACUUUGACCUCGAUAGAAGGGUGACUAAAGGGUCAAUGUUACAUUUUCAAUCAUUUAAGAACAUCUCCAAACAUCGGGGUGUUGAAAAUAAAUCGGAAUUACUUCUGACUUUGUUCACGUCGUGGCAUACAAAGCCGGAAAAGUACAUAUGUUACAACAAUACAAUUCGUAAUUGGAGUGAAUUCAAACCGUUUAUACAGACGAUCCUCUUCACGAAUGAGGUUUCACAGACAAAAGAGGCUUUGAGAAAAGGUUGGGACGUUCUUCCUGUUAAAAUAGCAGCAAAUGGAGUACCUAUUCUCAAAUAUAUGUACAUAGAUGCCAUCGAAAGGUACGAUUCUCCAUACUAUGCUUACUCUAACGGUGACAUAUUGUACUCUUAUUCACUGAUAGACACAUUGAGGGCUGUGAUGAAUUCCUCUCUACUACCUAGCGACAGGCUAAUCAUGGUAACUGGUAGAAGAACAAAUGUAAAGAAUGUAAUGUCAGAUGAAGUCAGAACGGUAAGAGAUAUAGAGAAGACAGCCCAUAGGCGUGGGAAGCUAUUUGCUGUACAUGCCGAAGAUUACUUCAUAACUUCGGCAAGUUACCCAUGGGUGAAUAUACCGGAAGUCAUCAUUGGCCGGACAGCUUAUGAUAACUGGUUGGUAUUGAAUGCAAGGCAACAAAACCACGUUACCAUAGACGCCACUAAUACGUUAGUGGCCCUCCAUCAAUCCACACAGGCGGGUGACUAUGAAGGAAAAAAGGCAAAUCAUUCUGCGUACAAUUCUAAUCUCUUACGUCAAAUGUACAAACAUAUACGGUACGUUGCUGGUUUCACGUCUUGUGCAGGAUAUUACACACUCUAUCAUGGCAACCAUCAGAUACAACUUAUGAAAAGAAAAGAACUUCCAAAGUGGUGUUACCCUGUGUGGUAA